CUGAAUUCCAAGAUGAACAACGCAACCCUCCACCUCCCUCGCAUCCUCUGCCUCCACGGUGGAGGCACCAACGCCGUUAUCUUCCGGAUGCAGUGCCGCGUGCUCGAAAAGCGCCUUGGCCGUUCAUUUCGUCUCGUCUAUGCACAGGCUCCCUUCACCAGCACAGAACCCGGGCCAGAUGUAACGGCGGUCUACAGAAACUACGGGCCUUUCAGAGUCUGGUUCUGCGAUCACAACAUGUCCAAAGUCCUGACAUCCCGGGACGUUGCUACAGCGAUAGACACAAGUCUUGCACUCGCCAUGGCUGCCGACGACGCCAAGGGGGCUACCGGCGAGUGGGUUGGCCUGCUGGGCUUCAGCCAGGGCGCAAAGGCAGCAGCUAGCAUUCUAUACCGGCAGCAACGGUGUGAAAUCACCACCUUCAAGUUCGCGAUUCUCUUUGCCGGCCGGGGGCCUUUGGUAUGGCUCAUGCCUGACCUCCCCCUGCCGCACGGUCUCGUCGACGCCGCUACACCGUUCACACACCCCUCUUCACCUUGGCUCACCAUGGGCUCUGACGAGCACAUGUUGCGGCUGCCGACAGUGCAUGUCCAUGGGGUAAACGACCCUGGCCUGGAGUAUCACCGAGACCUGCUUCGGGAGUACUGCGACCCGGCACAGGCCACGCUGUUGGAAUGGGCGGGCGACCAUCGCAUGCCAAUCAAGAGCAGUGACGUCGAUACCGUGGUCCAACGCAUUCACCGAGUGGCGAGAGAGACAGAGACAGAGACUCCGUCUGUAAUGAUGACGGGGAAAGAUUAUGGAAGACCGGUCGAGAAUGGCUUUUCGCUACAAAGUUUGAGCAUGUACAUUUGAUUUCAGUUUAUGAUACCACAAUACAAUACCAUCCUGCA
Messenger RNA from Aspergillus versicolor CBS 583.65, 893 nucleotides. RefSeq lists its product as uncharacterized. The transcript has a single exon. The record is from RefSeq and is a predicted model, not a curated record. Lineage: Eukaryota; Fungi; Ascomycota; Eurotiomycetes; Eurotiales; Aspergillaceae. Gene Ontology annotation, cellular component: cytoplasm; nucleus. Gene Ontology annotation, biological process: secondary metabolite biosynthetic process. The coding region runs from base 13 to 855 and encodes 280 amino acids.